AGCGAUCCCUGGAAUUUCACCCUUGCGGGUUCCGGCGUCCUUGGCUUUGCUCUGUCACACGAGCAGCUCACUGGCUGCCUGGCUGAGGCUCUCCCCUUCCUGCCCUCCCUGUCCUGCUGCAGAGGUGGCCAGCGAGUGCCCCAGACUGGCAUGGGGACGUGGCAAGGGGCUGUGCUGUGCCCAGGGAGCCCCUGUCCCUGGGUGCUGGCCUGUGAGCCACCGGGAGGGAUGUGGGGCAGGUCACUCCCAGCUGGGCGGGUGCAGGGCUGAGUUUGGGGUUUGUGUGCCAGCCAGGACGGUGCAGGGCUGAGUGUGGGGUUUAUGUGCCAGCCAGGACGGUGCAGGGCUGAGUUUGGGGUUUGUGUGCCAGCCAGGAUGGCGCUCGCUGACCUCUCCGGGGCUGGCACUGCCUCUCUGUAAUUAUGUCUUUAAUCCCAGAUCGAUGAAGACAGCGGCUGGAAUGAGGGAGGUGGCAUGCCCUGGUGGCAGAGGAAAGCUGGGAGAGACCCUGUUCCGCUGGCACCUCUUGCCCGUCGUGGAGCUGUGCCCAGUGCUCACAGGGCAGGAGUGACAACCGUGUAGGCGGGGCAGCCCCAGGCACUCAAGAGUUGUUGCCCCUCUGCUUAACACGACCUGAUCCUGCUGGGAGACCCUCGGGUGGCCCCCGCUGAGCGUCUGCUGGUCCAUGUCAGCCGUGGGCUCACCCGGCCUGGGAGCACAGCCAGCCCCGAUGGGACAGAGACCUGCCCCCAAGAGCCCCUCAGCUCUCUUCCCUCCUGCUUCCUCACUGUGGUGGCUGGGCUGUUUCUCCCAUGACUCUCUGCGUCUAGAUCUGGCUGUCCCCGUGCCUUUGCCAAUCAAACCUGAACUUCCUCCUCUGACAGUGAAGAGAGGGGCUCCUGCCCCUUCUGGGUCACUUUUCCUCCCCUCACCUUGACUCCAAGCCGCCUCCGCUCGUGCGUCCCCGCGCCCCCCGCCCUGCCUGCCCCGGGCACCCGUCACCCAUGGACGACUCGGAAGUGGAGUCGACCGCCAGCAUCCUUGCCUCUGUCAAGGAGCAGGAGGCACAGUUCGAGAAGCUGACCCGGGCCCUGGAGGAGGAACGGCGCCAUGUCUCAGCCCAGCUGGAGCGAGUCCGGGUCUCCCCACAGGACGCCGGGCCGGGCUUGGCCAACGGCACGCUCACCCGGCGGCACCAGAACGGACGUUUCUUGGGCGAUGCUGACCUGGAAAGGCAGAAGUAUUCAGAUCUGAAGCUGAACGGGCCACAGGACCACAGCCACCUCUUGUACAGCACAAUCCCCAGGAUGCAGGACCCGGGCCAGAUCGUGGAGGAGACGUACACCAUGGAGGAAGACCCGGAAGGGGCCAUGUCAGUCGUGUCUGUGGAGACGUCAGAUGAUGGGACAACCCGGCGUACGGAGACCACGGUGAAGAAAGUGGUGAAGACCGUGACCACCCGGACAGUGCAGCAGGUGCCGGUGGGGCCCGACGGGCUCCCUUUGGAAACCUCCCCCGUCACCAGCAACUACGUCCAGACCAUGGACAGGAACUUCCGCAAGAACGGCAACGGGGGCCCCGGCAGCUACCUGAGCCAGGCAGGCACGGCCACCCUCCCUCGCAACUACCACUACCCCGACGGCUACGGCCGCCCCUACGAGGACGGCUACCCGGGCAGCGACCACAGCUACGGCAGCCUGUCCCGCGUCACCCGCAUCGACGAGCGCUACCGUCCCUCCAUGGACACCUACCGCGCCCCCAGCCGCCAGGACAUCUACGGCCCCCAGCCCCAGGUGCGCGUCGGGGGCAGCAACAUGGACCUCAACCACUUCCACCCCGAGCCGUACGGCCUGGAGGACGACCAGCGCAGCGUGGGCUUCGAGGACGUGGACUACGGGCUCAUGUCCGACUACGGCACGGCCAGGAGGGCGGGCACCCCCUCGGAUGCCCGGCGGCGGCUCAGGAGCUACGAAGACAUGCUGGUGGACGACGUGGCCCCGGACCGGUACUACUGGGCCCCGCUGGCCCAGCACGAGCGGGGCAGCCUGGCCAGCCUGGACAGCCUGCGGAAGGGAGCUCCGGCGCCGGGGAACUGGCGCCAGCCGGAGCUGCCGGAGGUGAUCGCCAUGCUGAGCUUCCGGCUGGACGCCGUCAAGUCCAACGCGGCCGCCUACCUGCAGCACCUGUGCUACCGCAACGACAAGGUGAAGACGGAGGUGCGCCGGCUCAAGGGCAUCCCCGUGCUGGUGGGGCUGCUGGACCACCCCAAGAAGGAGGUGCACUACGGCGCCUGCGGGGCCCUCAAGAACAUCUCCUUCGGCAAGGACCAGGACAACAAGAUCGCCAUCAAGAACUGCGACGGCGUGCCCGCGCUGGUGCGCCUGCUGCGGAAGGCCCACGACAUGGACCUCACGGAGGUCAUCACAGGGACGCUGUGGAACCUGUCCUCGCACGACUCCAUCAAGAUGGCCAUCGUGGAUCACGCGCUACACGCUCUGACCGACGAGGUGGUCAUUCCCCGCUCCGGCUGGGAGCGGGAGCCCAACGAGGACUCCAAACCCCGCCACAUCGAGUGGGAGUCGGUGCUCACCAACACCGCCGGCUGCCUUAGGAACGUGAGCUCGGAGCGGAGCGAGGCCCGUCGGAAGCUGCGGGAAUGUGACGGGCUGGUGGACGCCCUGAUCUACAUCGUGCAGUCCGAGAUCGGCCAGAAGGACUCAGACAGCAAGCUGGUGGAGAACUGUGUGUGCCUGCUGAGAAACUUGUCCUACCAAGUGCACCGGGAGAUCCCCCACGCCGAGCGCUACCAGGAGACUCCCCUGGUCCCUGCCAACAACGCCGGGCCCCACGCCGCCAGCUGCUUCGGUGCCAAGAAGGGCAAAGACGAGUGGUUCUCCAGAGGUAAAAAGCUCCCAGAAGACCCUGGUGCCGACACAGUGGAUUUUCCCAAAAGAACAACUCCUGCCAAAGGCUACGAGCUCCUCUUCCAGCCAGAAGUGGUGAGGAUAUACAUCUCCCUCCUGAAGGAGAGCAAGACUCCGGCCAUCCUGGAGGCUUCGGCGGGAGCCAUCCAGAACCUGUGUGCUGGCAGCUGGACGUACGGCCGGUACAUCCGCUCGGCGCUGCGCCAGGAGAAGGGGCUCUCUGCCAUCGCCGACCUGCUGAGCCACGACAGCGAGCGCGUGGUGAAGGCGGCGUCCGGCGCCCUGCGCAACCUGGCCGUGGACCUGCGGAACAAGGAGCUGAUCGGCAAGCACGCCAUCCCCAACCUGGUGAAGAACCUGCCUGGAGGCCAGCAGACCCCUGCCAAAAACCUCUCUGAGGACACGGUGGUGUCCAUCCUCAACACCAUCAACGAAGUGAUCGUGGACAACCUCGAGGCCGCCAAGAAGCUGCGGGAAACGCAGGGGAUUGAGAAGCUGGUGCUGAUCAACAAAUCUGGGAACCGCUCAGAGAGAGAAGUCCGAGCAGCCGCCCUCGUCUUGCAGACAGUCUGGGGCUACAAGGAGCUGCGGAAGCCCCUCGAGAAGGAAGGCUGGAAGAAGUCAGAUUUCCAGGUGAACCUGAGCAAUGCCUCUCGGACCCAGGGAGGCAACUCAUUUGAUGACAGCACCUUGCCUCUCAUCGACAGGAACCAAAAAACAGAUAAGAAAUCCUCCCGGGAGGAGAUCCAGAUGAGCAACAUGGGACCAGACAACUAUUCCACACUCAACGAGAGGGACCACAGCAGGACGCUGGAGCGAUCCGGUGACCUGGGAGAGAUGGAGCCGGUGAAGGCAGCGCCGCUGAUGCAGGAGGAGGAGGGGCAGGAGCCGCAGCCUGAGGUAGAGGAGGCGGAGGAAGAAGCUGCUGUGCUUUCCCCCGUGUCGGUAUGUCCCGCGGUGUCCUGCCCAAUCUGACAGUGGUGACAGAUCCUGCUGUGCUGUUAGGGGUGCUUGGCCAGCCAAAUCCUGCUCCCGUUGAUCGAUCUCUGCUGCCGUGGUGCCGCCUCCGCCGCUCGCUCCCGCCCCAGCCCUGCUAACGCCUCUCCCUCUCUCUCCACAGCAGAAGAUCUAGCUGGCCUGCCCACCUCCGCUCCGUUUGGGUUGAUAAUAUAUUAUAUAUAUAAAUAUAUAACUCUUCACGGUGGAAUGGACCGACUUUUACCUUGUCUUACUGUUGGAAUUUUUGCUGGACUCCUUGUGCCAACCAUCCAGCCAAACCAUGCCUGGGCUGGCUCCCCGGGGGCCACUCGGCCUCCUCUGGGCCUCUGCACCUCCCCGUCCCGGGACACCACGACUGAGAGCUCCUCCUCCCGUCCUCCACCACCACCUCCUUCCUCCCGAGGGGUAAAACCUCUUCCUGCCUGACUCUGCCGGAUCAGCCGGCGUGGAUGCUGCACAAGGACUCGGAUCUCUGCCUUGACCAGGAGCUGCCUUCUCUCCCACGCCUUCCCCCUGCUGCAAGGCAUCUGCAGGGACAGGGACUGGGACCUCACUCGCCGCCGCCUUGUUUUUGGUUUGGUUUCGUUGCCUAUAGGAUGUAUUUUUUUCGUGCGGGAUCACUCUUCAGCCAGGGACAGCACAGACAUCCCUCCUCCCUGGGGGCUGCAGGACCGGGGUCCAGGGGCUGGAGCCGUGGUGGGGAGGGCGAGAGGAAGGACAGCCAGCAGCCAGCAAUAACUUCUCUUGCUUUGCUCUAGACGAGGCUUUGGGGGGUGUGGGAAGGGGGAUGUGGCUCUGGAUCCUGCGGACGGGUCUGGAUGGGGGAGCCCCAGCUCCCACCCGGUGCCUGUGUGAGGAGGAUCCUUAUGUGGGGAAGAGGGUCAGUGCUGGGGCGAGGGACGGGCCUCCCGGGGCGGAGGUGUGAGGGGUCCCUGCGGAGGGAGGAGACGCGGUAGGAUUUUGGGGAGAGGGCUCGGGGUGUGCCGUGCCGGGCGGCUGGAGCCGGGACCCCCACGGCGCUGCCCCCCCUGACUUUCUCUUGACACGUGCCUUUCUUUUGCCACUGUGAAAUAGCUGUUUGAAUCGUACUGUCCGGCUGCUUCCCUGGGGAAGGGGAGUUCCCGGGGCUUCCAGCAGGGCUGAACUCCUCCCUUCCCCACCGGGAGCCUUCCCUGUCUGCAGUGGGGCUGGGAGCCUGUUUCUGGGGGGAACCCACCCCCCCUGCCCUUGCUGAGAGGGUUCAGGGCAUUGCCAUCCAGGCCUGGGGAGCCUGGGCUGCCACGGGAGCUGGGAUGUGCUCCUCCUCCUCCUCUUGGCUGUGGUGCUGGGGCACACUGACGUGCUGUGAUCUUCUGGGGGGCCCUGCUGCUCCCUGUGCAACUGGAAGUCUCUGUAGGAGGCUGCAAACUGGAGCAGGAGCCCUCCCAGCCCGGGGCUCCCCCCGGGAGGGGUGUGGGGAGGUGGCAGGGGCAGAGCUGGUGCCUUGCUCCUGCCUUGAAUCUCCCCCCCCAGCACCAGCUGGGCCCUCCCUGCUUCCAGCCCCACCUCAGCUCGGUUGGGUUUUGUUCUGGGGUCUAACUCUUCUCUUUUCCUUUAAAUAUGUAAAACACUAAUUCCUUUUUUAAUUUUUAAUUCUAAAUGAACCAAAAAGACAGCGUCCCCCUCCUCUCCUCCUCGGCCCUGCUGGGGAGGGGGGCUAAGGAGGGGAGGAGGGGGAAGCACCAAGCCGUUCCUUGUCUGAUUCCUGUGCACACUCUUGUAACGCUUUGAAAACAAAAUGAUUUUUUUAUAUAAAUAAAGUUUUUAAAGUGUG
This is a messenger RNA of Pipra filicauda (Wire-tailed manakin), 5736 nucleotides long. RefSeq names its product catenin delta 1 (gene CTNND1). Gene Ontology annotation, molecular function: cadherin binding. NCBI's taxonomy places the organism in Eukaryota, Metazoa, Chordata, Aves, Passeriformes, Pipridae. The transcript has 20 exons. The record is from RefSeq and is a predicted model, not a curated record. Bases 1005 to 3899 code for a protein of 964 amino acids. Gene Ontology annotation, biological process: cell-cell junction assembly; cell-cell adhesion. Gene Ontology annotation, cellular component: plasma membrane; nucleus; adherens junction.